Solanum verrucosum is the source of this 609-nucleotide messenger RNA. RefSeq lists its product as uncharacterized. The transcript is spliced from 2 exons. The record is from RefSeq and is a predicted model, not a curated record. The coding region runs from base 1 to 609 and encodes 202 amino acids. Lineage: Eukaryota; Viridiplantae; Streptophyta; Magnoliopsida; Solanales; Solanaceae.
AUGGACUCUUUGGAUACAUAUUUUCUUAGAGAUGCUAUGGAGCAAGUCCGUAUGAUUCAGUAUAGACUGUUGACAACCCAGAGUCGACAGAAAAGUUAUGCAGAUCGGAGAGUUAGAGCCUUAGAGUUUAUGGAGGGCGAUCAAGUUUGGCUUAGAGUGUCACCCAUGAAGGGUGUGAUACGGAACGGAAAAAAGGGCAAGCUUAGCCCUAGAUUCAUUGGACCUUUUGAGAUUUUGAGCCGAGUGGGAGAAGUGGCUGAUAAGUUAGCCUUACCACCUAGUUUAUCUGCAGUUCAUCCUGUUUUCCAUGUCUCUAUGCUUCGGAAGUAUAUUCCGGAUGAAUCUCACGUGCUUUCACCCAAUUCUAUGGAGAUGGGUCUGGACUUGAUGUUUGUGGAGGAGCCUAUAGCUAUAUUGGAUAGGCAGUUUCGAAAGCUUAUGACCAAGGAGAUUGCUUCAGUGAAGGUGCAGUGGAAGCACCGAUCAGUGGGAAAGGCAACUUGGGAGACAGAGUCUGACAUGCGUGCCAUAUAUCCUAAGCUUUUUGAAGCUCUAGAUUGCAUUGAUUUGGAAGCUCAACGGAAGGGAAAGACUCAAGUCUUGGAGUGA